Messenger RNA from Stegodyphus dumicola, 1656 nucleotides. RefSeq lists its product as uncharacterized. Gene Ontology annotation, molecular function: sequence-specific DNA binding. Lineage: Eukaryota; Metazoa; Arthropoda; Arachnida; Araneae; Eresidae. The record is from RefSeq and is a predicted model, not a curated record.
AUACAUUCCGGUGACGUCUGAGGUCACGUGAUGUAAGGACUGCUAAUGUAAACAAACAAGCUUGUGCUGUUGUAGCUGUGUUGAAAAAUCGGAAACUUUGUUUAUUUUUAAUUAGUUAUGAAAUUUGCAUUUCAGUUUUAAGUAUUAUUUCAAACGUUAAUUAACUGUUCAUUCAUUUGUUUUUGAGUGUUGACAAUGCCUACUACAUGUUGUGCAUACGGUUGUUCAAAUAACAAUAUGAAAGACAGAUGUAAAGAAAAUAAGAUUUCCUUCCAUCUGUUUCCUAAGGAUGAAAAUCUGCGUAAAGAGUGGAUAGUAAGAAUAAAAAGGGAAAACUUCAAUCCAACCCCCACUACCAGAAUUUGCUCUGAACAUUUUGAAGAAGAAUGUUUCACAUACCAGCCAUUCACGAACAGGAGGUCAUUAAAGGCAGAUGCUGUGCCAACGAAAUUUAUUUUUAUUUCGACUAAAGGAACCACUCGUAAGCGAACUAGUUAUGUAUUUGGUGAACCAUCACAGGAAAGUUCAAGAGAAAAGAGAGCAAAUAUUCCUGUUUGCAUAAGGAAGACAGUAUCAUCACAAACUGACGAGUCUUUUUUGUUAAUUUUAAACGAAUUUUGUCAAAUGAGAGACCAAUUGGAUGCUGCACAAAAUAAUGUUUUAUUGAAUGUGUUUUCUUCAGCUAAUGAGAGGAUAAAAGUAAACAUGAAAUGCGUAACAGGUUUCUCUCAUGAGACGUUUAUGACAAUAUUCAACUUUUUAAAUUUAUCGGAAGAUUUGUUAAAGAAAGAUAGAAUGCCACCUAUUGAUCAAUUUUUCAUGUUUCUAGUGAAAAUUCGAACUGGAACCACAAAUGAAUUCCUAGGAAUAAUUUUUAAGAUAGCUUCUUCUACAGUUUCAAAGAUUUUCAAUUGUGUAACGAGAAUUGUUUCUACUAAGCUUAAAUGUGUGAAUAUAUGGCCAAAAAAGGCCCAAGUUAAAGAGUUCAUGCCUCUGCAAUUCUUACAUCAAUAUCCAAAUUGCCGAGUAAUCAUUGAUUGCACAGAGCUCGAAAUACAGAGGCCAUGCAAUCCUACAGAACAGCAACUAACUUUCAGCUACUACAAAAAUGCCAAUACGCUGAAAGCACUAGUCGGCAUCUCUCCUUCUGGAGCAGUCACCUUUAUUUCAGAUUUGUGGUGUGGUGCAAUAUCAGAUAAAGCUCUCUUUUUAAAAAGUCAGUUACUUGAUUUGCUCGAGGAAGGAGAUUUAGUAUUAGCUGAUAAAGGAUUUACAAUUAAUUCAGAAUUAUCUAAGAAAGGGUGUCAUUUAAAAAUACCGCACUUUUUGAAAGGAAACAUUCAGUUCACUCUUGAACAAAGAAGUGAAAAUAAAGCUAUUUCCAAUAAAAGAGUGCAUAUUGAACGGGCAAUAGGAAGAAUAAAAAUAUUCCGCUAUUUUGAGGGAGCUAUUCCAUAUAAUAGCCUACAUAAUUUAAAUGAGGUGUUUUUUAUUGUUGCAUUUUUAACGAAUUUUAAUAAACCUCUGAUAAAUGUUUUACCAUUAAAUUCUGAAAAAAAAAAAAAAAAAAGUUAGAUGGUUAAUGUAUUCCCAAAUAUGUGUACAUAUAUUUUACUUCAUACCAUUUGUUAAUGGAAAUAUUUUUUGUUUUAUAAA